UAUGGAUUCAGUUAAAACCCUCCAAGAUAAAGAUUCUAGUAAUACGGUUAUUUUGUGGAAAAAUGAAAUUCCUCCGAAUAAGUGCAUACCAAUACUCGAAAACCUCCACCAAUAUGGUGGUCAUUUAUACAAAGGACCCACUGGAAUGAAUGAACACUUUUCAAAUUCAGUAAUACAAACGACCGAAGAUUUCGUGAAUGAAGUGAUUGCAGUUUCCGAACGGGCUGUGCGGUACUACUUACAAACGAAUAAAUUAGGACUUUCAAACUCUGGCGAUGAAAAUGAAAAUAAAGUGAUAAAUAUGAAUGCCAUACGAGCAUGCAAAAAAAGGGCUAAGUUAGAUUCCAAUUAUCAUUCAUUAUUCCUGAACGCUAACUGGCUCAACGAAAAUGGAAUUUUCGACGACCAAGUAGCCAUAGCAAAUAUUUACGCCUACAUAAAACAGUAUUGGAACUUAGAAGACAAAUACUUAUACACGGUUGAGAAGUCAUUACUAAAAAUGCCUGAUAUUUCAAGUCACGGCUACAAGGCAGAGUUUUCGGUGUCUAGCAAUGAGUAUCCGAUUCCUCAAGUAACGGUAAGUGCGUUUUUCACAGUAAAUGUAACGCAUUUAAUGUCACUUCCGGCGGUGUACAUAAAAUAUCAGUUGGAGAUGGACAGGCAUGUGUACGUGGUAGGCAGGCACACAUUCAAUAAGAAACAUUUCGAGCGCCAGUUUAAAAUGAAAUGUUACUUAUACAUGGACAUCAACAAGUAUGCCGGGUGGUUGUCAUCUGGACCAAGUCACAGCACUGGCUCCAAUUCUUAAAACAAAAUACUUUUCAGUUGUUUUUGUUGUCCGUUGGACAUGUCUGUUGACUGAAAUAUUGUAUGAAAUAAAAAAAAAUAAAUGUAUGAAAUAUAUGGAUAUUAUA
Molecule: messenger RNA, 914 nt
Organism: Myzus persicae (green peach aphid)
Lineage: Eukaryota; Metazoa; Arthropoda; Insecta; Hemiptera; Aphididae
Exons: 4
Coding region: 2-808 (268 amino acids)
Source: RefSeq, a predicted model, not a curated record